Molecule: messenger RNA, 1440 nt
Organism: Scheffersomyces amazonensis
Lineage: Eukaryota; Fungi; Ascomycota; Pichiomycetes; Serinales; Debaryomycetaceae
Exons: 1
Coding region: 109-1440 (443 amino acids)
Biological process (GO): fatty acid beta-oxidation using acyl-CoA dehydrogenase
Cellular component (GO): cytoplasm
Molecular function (GO): acyl-CoA dehydrogenase activity; flavin adenine dinucleotide binding
Source: RefSeq, a predicted model, not a curated record
GGGGCCGAUUGCUAUAAGUAUAAUAGUGGAGCCAGAAAAUUGAAUUAAAAUUUUUUAAAAUUAUUGUGUUUAAAUAGUCAUAUAUAAGAACUAAGAUAAAUAUUUAUAAUGUCAGCAAAAGACGAUAUUCCAGCAAUUUUCCUUGAUAAAAUAUCACCAAGAGGUUUAGAAGCUAUACAAAAAUGUAAAGAUUUUGUAGAAAAUUAUUGUUUACCAGCUGAUGAAAUUUAUUUUCUGCAAAUGUCAAAUGAUCCAUCUAAAAGAUGGGCUUCAACUCCUGAUAUUACUGAAAAAUUGAAAGUUAAAGCUAGAGAAUUAGGUUUAUGGAAUAUGUUUUUAUCAAAGCAUUAUAAGGAAGGUCCUCAAUUUACUAAUUUAGAGUAUGGAUUAAUGGCUCAAUAUCUUGGUAGAUCAUUUAUAGCUCCUGAAGCUACUAAUACUAGUGCUCCAGAUACUGGAAAUAUGGAAAUUCUUGCCAAAUAUGGUAAUGAUUAUCAUCGUAAAAGAUAUCUUGAACCUUUAUUAAAUGGUAAAAUAAGAUCAGCUUUCUUAAUGACUGAAAGAGGAACUUCUUCUUCAAAUGCUUUAAAUAUUGCUUGUUCUGCAACUUUAAAUAGUAAUGGUAAUUAUGUAGUUAAUGGUUUGAAAUGGUUUGCUUCUGGUGCUGGUGAUCCAAGAUGUGAUGUUUGGUUAGUUAUGUGUAAAACUGAAAAUAAUCCAAAAAAACCUUAUGAUAAUCAUUCUGUCUUAGUGUUAGAUCCAAAAAAAGCUUUGGCUUCAGGAAAGGCUAAAUUAAUUAGACCUUUAACAGUAAUGGGUUAUGAUGAUGCACCUCAUGGACAUUGUGAAAUUGAAUUUAUUAAUUAUGAAGUUCCAAAGGAAGAUAUGGCUAAUGUACUUUUAGCAGGUUUAGGAAAGGGAUUUGAAAUUAUUCAAUCUCGUCUUGGUCCAGGAAGAAUUCAUCAUUGUAUGAGAGCAAUAGGUGCAGGUGAAUUUGCAUUAUUAAGAACCGCUCAAAGAGCAAACAAUAGAAUUAUUUUUGGUAAACCAUUGGCUCAAAGAGAAUCAUUUAUUACUCAAUAUGCUCAAAGUAAAAUAGAAAUUCAAAAGUGUAGAUUAUUAGUAUUAGAUGCAGCUCAUAAAAUUGAUUUGACUAGUGCUAAAUUGGCCCAAAGAGAAAUUGCAAUGGCUAAAAUUGAAACUCCUAAAACAAUUGUUAAAAUCAUUGAUUGGUGUAUUCAAAUGUUUGGAGCUGAAGGUUUAUCUCAAGAUACUGAACUUGCACGUAUGUGGGUUCAUUCCAGAAUUUUGAGAAUUGCUGAUGGUCCGGAUGAAGCUCAUUUGAAUCAAUUAGGAAGAAAUGAAGCUAAAAAUUUUAAGAAAGCAGAUGAAUUCUUUGGUACAUUCGAAACCAAGAGAGCAAAAUUAUUAAAAUUAUAA